Penaeus vannamei (Pacific white shrimp) is the source of this 756-nucleotide messenger RNA. Its product is annotated as extracellular matrix protein A-like. NCBI's taxonomy places the organism in Eukaryota, Metazoa, Arthropoda, Malacostraca, Decapoda, Penaeidae. The record is from RefSeq and is a predicted model, not a curated record.
AACACAACAAGCAUCUGUCGUUACUUCGCCAAGUGCUCCUGCGAUCUCUUUAGAAGUUCGUCUGCUCGUCAGUCUCUCCAGCUGCAUUCGGCUUUCUCUCCAGCGUCGCCAUGAAGCCCGUAAUUCUUGGUCUCUUGAUGGUUCUCUUCGCCGCCGCAUACCUGGCACAGGACAUUAAUGAACAAAGUCAAGGCUGCACUGACGAAGAAGGAUGUGUCGAAGCUGCACAAGGCGCAGGAGAGCCACUGCACCGCGUUGCGAGACAGACACACGUGUGCGUCAAAACGCCAAAUAAAUGUUUGAAGAACAAUGGCGUGUGUAUCAACCUCGUGGACGAUUGUGCUGGGAAAAAGAAUGACACCCUCUGCAACAAUGACCAAUGCACCUGUUGCCAGAAACACGUGUGCCUAAAUACGCCCAAGAAGUGUUCCAGUAAUAAUGGCGUGUGCAUCAACCUCAUGGACGAUUGUGCUGGAAAAAAGAAUGACACCCUCUGCAACAAUGACAACUGCACCUGUUGCCAGAAACACGUGUGCCUAAAUACGCCCAAGAAAUGUUCUGAGAAGAAUGGCACAUGUAUAAACCUCAUGGACGAUUGUGCUGGUACAAAGAAUGACACCCUCUGCAACAACGGACACUGCACGUGUUGCAUUCCAGCCUAAGAAGCUUUCACUCUUUCGAAGCAUUCCACUUCUGUGUCUCUCCAGAUCUGUAGAUUUCAGAACCAUAAAUAAAAUUCAGGAUACUUCCAUAAAC